Anoplopoma fimbria (sablefish) is the source of this 2961-nucleotide messenger RNA. RefSeq names its product heterochromatin protein 1, binding protein 3 (gene hp1bp3). Gene Ontology annotation, cellular component: nucleosome; nucleus; chromosome. Gene Ontology annotation, molecular function: nucleosome binding; structural constituent of chromatin; DNA binding. NCBI's taxonomy places the organism in Eukaryota, Metazoa, Chordata, Actinopteri, Perciformes, Anoplopomatidae. The transcript is spliced from 13 exons. The record is from RefSeq and is a predicted model, not a curated record. The coding region runs from base 129 to 2021 and encodes 630 amino acids. Gene Ontology annotation, biological process: heterochromatin organization; nucleosome assembly.
AUGGGGCGGGGCUCGUAAACAGAGAAAUCUAAAUAAAGGAUCGUGCAGAAACAUUGUUUUUUUUUACCCCCCCCUCCUCUUUAAAGUAGCUUUUCUACUUUUUCUCCACUUAGUAAAGAGGUUCAGUGAUGCCGAUACGCCGAGUACCAGCGACUCCUACCCCGGAGAAGACCCCCUCUUCUUCCUCCUCCUCCGCUGCUGCUGCUGCUGCUGCAGAGAAAGAGCCUGAAGCGUCCUCAGAGGAGUCACCCGCCGCCGCCGAAGAGGAGCCGGCUGCACCUUCAGCCGCGCCCGCCGAGGGCGAGGAGGCCGAGGCCACGGCCGAGACGGAGCCCACAGAGAAUGGAGAGAAAGCCGAAGAACCCACGGAGGAGAAGGUUGAAGAAGGGACAGAAAAGAAAGAGGACAAAUGCAAGGACUGCGCGGCUGGACAGUGUGCAACACACUGCUAUGUUCUCCUACUAAGGUUGAAGGAUGGCUACAAGUACGUGAAAGGCAAAGCCAAGAAGGUGAAACGGACGAUUCCCGCGUGGGCUAGCGUCGCCGCCGCCAACAAAAAGCUUCCUGUUACCAACUUUGCAGGCACUCAGAACAAAGUGGAUAAUAUUAUCAUCGAAGCUAUUACGUCUUGUAACGACAAGUCUGGAGUUUCGUACCAGUCCUUCAUGAAAUAUAUUCUGAAAAAAUACCCGGAGAUGGAGCUCAGCAAGAAGAAGUUUCUCAUCAAGAAAGCAAUGAAGAAACAUUUGGAGAAGGGAACCAUCAAACAGCUGAAGGGAAAAGGCCUCUCAGGAACCUUCGCCAUCGGGAAGCAGUCCACCAAUACUAAGAAACCAGCUGUGAAGGCCGAGGCUCUGGGAGACGCUCUUCCUCUCAUCAUCACUCGGCUCUGUGAGCCCAAAGAGGCCUCCUACUACCUGAUCAAGAAAUACCUGGAGCAGCACUUCCCCAACUUAAACAUCAAAAACAGGCCAGAUAUACUGAAGUCGGCGCUGGUGAGGGCGGUGGAGAAAGGACAUCUGGAGCAAAUCACUGGGAAAGGAGCCAAUGGGACUUUCCAGCUGAAGCGUACCGGUAACCAGGUCCUGCUGAAGGGCAGCAACCUGGAGGACGCCAUCACAGCCGCCAUCACAGCCAUGAAUGAACCUAAAACGUGCAGCACCACCACUCUGCGCAGAUACCUAGUGGACGCAAACAAGGACAGAAAGGAGUACCAACUAGUGGCCAGUCUGAGGAGGACUCUGACAAAAUGUAAAGUACUGGGCUGGAUGGAGCAGAUCACCGGUCACGGCUUCACAGGGACCUACCAGCUCUCGUUCCCCUUCUACCCGAGCCCUGCCAUCCUGUACCCAGACAAGUUCAACGACCUUUCAAAGAAAAACCCGCCACCCAAGCGGAGGCGGACGGUUGAAUCUUCUGACGAAGAUGAAGAGUCAGAGUCUGAGUCUGAGGAAGAGGAAGAGUCUGAGGACGAAGCUCCCUCGCGGAAAAGUAGAUCUCAGAAGAGGCCUCCACCAAAGGCUCGCCGUCCCCCACCGGCCAAGAAAUCCCAGAGCUCCAGUCAGUCAAAAGCUAAAGGGCGGGGACGCUCCCUCGCAAAGAAGUCUCCGGCCAAGAAGGCGGCGUCUCCGGCCAAGCGAGGGGGAAGGAAACCAUCGGCCUCCAAGAAGGAAACCACGCCGCCACCCAAAGCCACGCCCGUCAAGAGAGGAGCUCCCGCGAGAAAGCCCAAAACGCCGGCCGUUAAAAAGCUCACCAAGAGGGGGUCCAAGCGGCCGGCGUCCAGAGAUUCAUCCCCGGAGGAGGUCGUGGUCGCCAAGGAGACGACGAGGGGCGGGUCCAAGCGAUCGAAGACGGAGGAGUCGUCCCCCAAGGAGCCCGCGGUUAAAAAGGCGGCGACCAAAGGCGGGUCCAAGCGGACGGCGUCUGAAGAGACGACCCCAGAGAAACCCGUAGUCAAAAAGGGGGCAGCGAAGAGCAGCAAGAAGACGACCCGCAAGUCCAAGAGAGGGAAAUACUGAACCAGGAGAGCCUCCACGAACUGGGCCGCUCUGAACCUGCAGCAGUUUGCCGCGUUGUUUCAAUAUUCUCUCUUUUUUAUCAUUUUCUCCCCUUUUUAACAGGGCAGUAGUUUUUUUUGUUUGUUGUUUGUUUUUUUUCAUUUCUAUUGUAGAUUAAGAAUGUUAUCCUUCCAACUUUGACUGUACACUGAACGUUUUUUUUUGGGUUUCCUUUUUAAUCACCAUGUGUAGAAAAAGCUGAGAUAGUAUUGCCGUUAAAAACAGAUGUGUGACCAGCGAAAAGCAUAGCGAGAUAAAACAAACUGUAACUAGAGCCAUGUAGUGACUCCCGGUUUUCUAUCCGUUUCUCGCCCACUCUUUAGUCGUUGGCAGCACACGUUCCUAAUAUCAAAUGAAGUCAGAUAACGAUGUUUGAGGGUUGAAAAAAAAUAUGGGUCGAAAAGUUGAAACCGUUCCGAGUAUUUUAUAAAACACAGAUUUUAAGGUUGUUGUCCUGCAUCGUGGGAUGAAAAAAUAUUUUUGACUGUGCAGUCCUGCAUCAGAAUUUGAAUUUUUAAUCCAUCCUUUUUAAUUAUAUUAUGAAUUAUUAUUAUUGUUUACAAUGAUUUGAUAUUUGUUAAUUUAAAACAAAACAAAAAAAAUGCCCCCAGAAAAAGAUUUUGUCCUGCAGGUCGUAACAGAGGAGAGAAAACACUAUGUUAGUAUUCAUUCCAAACACAUCUGGGGAAAAAUGUCUCUUUUGAUACGUGUCUGUAACGAGCAUAUACAUGAAUUGAUUUUAUCGCUUCACAGCUGUGAUUCAGUACCAAACUGUAAGAAAUGUGUUGUUAAUAAGAAAAAGGAGGAUAAUAGCUCAUACAUACCCUGCAUGCAUGUAUUCCUUGUGUUGUUAAGCUUUUUUUCCAAGUCAUUAAUAAAAUGGCUAUAUUUGUAAACUCUU